Messenger RNA from Paramecium octaurelia, 2149 nucleotides. NCBI's taxonomy places the organism in Eukaryota, Ciliophora, Oligohymenophorea, Peniculida, Parameciidae. The record is from the annotation of a GenBank genome assembly.
AUGUAAUAGUUUUCAACUUAAAUUGAAUUUUAGGAAGACUUUGAUUUUAAGAAUUCUGUAUUGCUUGGUUAAGGAACAUUCGGAAAGGUCUUCAAGGCUAAGGCUCUAAAGUCUUUGCCUCAAGGAUAUUAUGCUUUGAAAAUAAUUGAAACAUAAAGGUAUCCAAUUUUAUAGCUUAGCGAAUAGGCUUAUGAGUUGGCUAUUUAAGAAUUAAAUUUGUAUUCAGCAAUAACGUAUCACUAGAACGUUAUUAAGGUUUACAAAGUAUAUUCUUGGAAAGAUGAAAUGCCGUUCAGAAAAUUUUUAUUAGUGUUUGCAAUGGAAUUAGGAAUAAAUAGCCUUAGAUAGGAUAUAGAGGAUAGGAGGAAAAAUCAUAAAGAAUAUGGAGGUUCAUAAUACAUAAUUAAAUAAUAGACAUGUUGAUAAUAGAUAUAAUGAAUUAAUGUUUGAGAGCAUUUUACUAUUUAGCCAAGAAUAAGCAUUUAUUCCAUAGGGAUAUAAAGCCAGAAAAUAUCUUAGUUACAAGUUUAUAACCAUACACUGUUAAACUAGUUGAUUUUGGGGCUGGAAAGGAGAAUUUUCAUGGAUAAGCAAUGUUAAAUACUUUAGUAGGAACACCUUUAUUUUUGUCACCCAAGUUAUACGUUGCGUAUUCAAUGAACUAACCAGGAAAAGUGAAGUAUAAUAUAUUCUAUUAAAGACAUGACUUAGAAAAGAGCGAUGUAUUUUCUUUGGGUAUAACUUUCUUGCAAAUGAUCCUACUACUUCAUGAUAGGGAUUUGUCGAAGUUGAAUGAUCCCAUCAUUUAUGAUGAUAAAACUGGGGAACCUAUUGAUACAAGUGAAUAAUUUGCUUAGAGAAAAGACUGUCAAGGGUGGAAGAAACUAUAGAAUCACAUCAAUAUUAUUAAGCAUCCUUCUAUUAAAGCUUGUAUCUACGGAAUGACAGAAUUUAGUGAAAGGAAUCGAUUCACUUGGUUCUAAGCUUUAACAACAUUAGAUCCAGACUUCAAAGAUGAGUAAAUUAACGAAUAAAUUUAGUGAGAAACCAUAGAUCCAGAAACCAAUAUAAGCUAAUGAAUAGAAGUAAUAGGUUAUUUAAUCUUACUCCAAUGAAAACACAACACUCAAAUUUCUAGGAACUCUGAAUGAUGAAAAUUAUCAUGAUAAGAUCAUUUCAGCUGGAAAUUAAAUUCUGUCUCAUUCAAAAGAAGGUGUAAGACUUAUCUCAAUUGGAGGUACAGUAGAAUGGAUUUUCAAUCAAAGUACUAGAAUGUUAUAAUUAUAGAUGUUAGCUUUUUAUCAUAUCUUCCUUCACUUGAGAUUUGUGUAGGAUUAACAAUGUUCGGGGAAAUAUUUGGAAUUAAUCUAAAAAAUAAAUCAUUUAUUUGUGAAAGAAUUAUUCACUUUCAACAUGAUGCAAUUAGUGUAUGAAUCACUUUCAAGCCUUAGGUUAUGAAAUAUAUGAGGAAGGAUCUCUGUAUAUUGGGAACAAAGUUUGGGGAAAUUAUGAUAUUAGCCUUUGAUACUUAACCUCCUUCUGUAAUUAAAAAAUACAAGGAACUUGAUAGGGCAGUUGUAGAUCUAAUAUAUGAUGAUGAAGUAAAAUAUAUAAUAUCAACACAUGAAAAUUCAGCUAUCUUUUGUAAGUAUUUAGCGUAUGAAUAAACGUAAUUUUACAACUCUAAUAAUAUAGUGCUAAAUAUAUUUAUGAAACUUAAUUGAAUAAUUUAAUCUUGAUCUCGUCUCAAUAUUUCGCAGGUACAACAAAAGACUAACCAGAAAUUCCUAUUUUUUAAAUUCGAGAUGGUAUUUAAAAUUCAUUCAUCUUAGGUGUAAUAAACUUAGUUUAAAUAUAUUAAAUACAUAAUAAAACAGUACCCUUAGCUCUAGCGAUGUCAGAUAUUUACCUUGUGUGGGUGAGUUAAAAAUUCAUAGGGUCAGUUUAAGUGGAUGGUGAUCUUAGCAAAUUAAAUGAAGAAAAAGGUAAAGAGUUAAUUGUUAAUGCCUCAAAGCCAGCUCAUUUAAUAACAACAGUAUAGACUGGAAAAAUAAUUGCUGCUAGUGAUGGAAAUAAAUUACAUUUAUACUAAAUAGGUAUUCAUAAAAGUUCAUUAUGAUUAGUUUCUCAAAAUUGUGAAAUAUUUUGA